This is a messenger RNA of Megalobrama amblycephala (Wuchang bream), 3402 nucleotides long. RefSeq names its product ETS variant transcription factor 1 (gene etv1). The transcript is spliced from 11 exons. The record is from RefSeq and is a predicted model, not a curated record. Gene Ontology annotation, cellular component: nucleus. Gene Ontology annotation, biological process: cell differentiation; regulation of transcription by RNA polymerase II. Bases 672 to 2135 code for a protein of 487 amino acids. Gene Ontology annotation, molecular function: sequence-specific DNA binding; DNA-binding transcription factor activity, RNA polymerase II-specific. Lineage: Eukaryota; Metazoa; Chordata; Actinopteri; Cypriniformes; Xenocyprididae.
UGUAGCCUACUGUAUUUUGAUCUUUAGUUGCUGUAUAACUCAUUACAUAGAUAUUUGGAAUACAUUUAUUUUGAUUGGUUAAGUGUUUCUGAAUAUUGACUGUUGUCCAUGGCAACACUGUAUAACUGGACCACUCCUCCUGUGCUCCUGUUUUGUUUCCCCAUGGUUUCUAAGAUAAGCACUAUAGGGUCACCAUGUCAGGGUUUAUUUUGUUGUAAUGUAUUUACUUAAUAUGACUUAUUUUUAUUCCUUUUAAAGUAAUCUCAGAGCCCCCUUGGGAUUUUACUGAGGUCCUCUAGGGGGCCACGGUCCCCUGAUUGAGAACCACUACAUUCAAUCAUCAAAAAGAGAGCUUUACGAAUGACAAAACGAUUUAAGCGAUGUAAGCAUAUGCCUGUUUAUUUCAGUCCUUGAAAGUUUUUUGAACCUUCUCAAAAACUGUGAGGUUGUUUGUAAGCAUUGUGAACGGGAUACAGUGAUUGUGUGCGCUUUCAUGCACAUCAUUUCCAAAACAUCUAGCCACAAGAGAGAUUAUAAUGAUGUUAUGCGUUUCCCAUAAAUAAACACCUUAUAAUUGCAAUAUCAGUUUUGCAUAUUUUAAUGAAGGAACGGUGAAAUAGGCUCUUGAUUGACACGUGGAAAUCUGAUCCGGCGGAGGACAUUGGCAGCCAAUGGGAAGCGGGGCGCCGGCUGUUUCUGAAGGGAGGCCCCUGGAGCAGCAGGCAGCGAGUGUGUGUUUACUUGAGCGCGGAGGAGAGACACGAGAGCGCUUUUCUCAUACAGUCCGGCGACACAUCCAUGAAUGCAUGCGGUGCAUUUACAGGGAGCUGUUUCAAGAUCUCAGUCAACUUCAGGAGACCUGGCUCGCGGAAGCUCAAGUUCCUGACAAUGAUGAGCAGUUUGUGCCAGACUUUCAGAGUGAAAACUUGGCGUUCCACGGGCUGCAGUUGAGGAUAAAGAGAGAGCCCCACAGUCCGUGUACUGAUCUGGGCUCAGCCUGCAGUCAGGAGAGGCCCUUCAGACUCCACUAUGGGGAGAAGUGCCUGUAUAACAUCAGUGCCUACGAGCAGAAGCAUCCCUCGGGAAUGAAGGCCUCCAGCCCAGUGUCUACCCCCUGCAGCACGCCCGUGUCCCCUGGCCAGCAUGUGUCUCCCACUGCCGCCCCCACCCCGAAACCAGACAGGACGUACCCUCACCUCGCACCCCCACAGCCCCUCCCUGACAGCGCUUACCCCAUGGACCACAGUGUUUUGUUCAGAUUUCGGCGGCAGUUGUCGGAGCCGUGUCAUUCGUUCCCAUCUCCUUCGAUGUCGCGGGACGGACGACCCAUGUAUCACAGACAGAUGUCGGAACCCAGCAUCCCCUUCCCUCCUCAGGGGUUCAAGCAGGAGUACGCCGACCCCCUCUUCGAGCAUCCUGCCAUGGUGGGGGCGCCUCUUCCCCAGACGUACCCACACUCCAUGAUGAUCAAACAAGAGCCCCGCGACUUCACCUACGACUCAGAAGUGCCUAGCUGUCACUCUGUAUAUCUUAGACAAGAGGGAUAUCUGGCGCACAGUAACAGAACAGAGGGCUGUAUGUUCGACAAAGUUGCAAGGCACUUCUAUGACGACACUUGCGUGGUGCCGGAGAAGGUGGAGGGCGACAUAAAGCAGGAGGCGGGGCUGUACCGAGAAGGCCCGACCUAUCAGAGACGGGGUUCGCUGCAGCUCUGGCAGUUUUUGGUCGCCCUACUGGAUGACCCCUCAAACUCACACUUCAUUGCGUGGACGGGCCGGGGCAUGGAGUUUAAACUCAUUGAGCCUGAGGAGGUGGCACGACGCUGGGGAAUUCAAAAGAAUCGACCCGCAAUGAACUACGACAAACUGAGCAGAUCGUUGCGCUACUAUUAUGAAAAAGGCAUCAUGCAAAAGGUGGCAGGUGAAAGAUACGUGUAUAAGUUUGUCUGCGACCCCGAGGCUUUGUUCUCCAUGGCUUUCCCUGACAAUCAGCGUCCGGUGCUGAAGACUGACCUGGAGCGGCAGAUCAACGAGGAAGACACCGUGCCAUUGUCACACUUCGAUGAGAACAUGGCGUACAUUCAAGAGGGCGGCUACUGCAACCCACACCCGUACAAUGAGGGCUACGUCUACUGAAAACUGCUACGAGAACAGUCCGGCCGUUUAAAAAACAAAAACUUUCAGACUGUCCCUCAUUUCCUUCAGUCAUUCCCCAGGACAAAAGAGAGCACUUUAUGGACAGAGGAUGAUGGCAGUGUGUAAACCUACAAACUUACUGGUGUAGUUACGUUAGAUGCUCCUUUGGUGUUUUUUGUUGCUAUUGAAGGGGAUGGGGUGUUUCAGCAUGCCGUUUUCUCACAGCAAAAGACUCUCGAGGGCAGAUGGCCUCUCUCCGGACAGAUGUUUUGAACUAUUUAGACAGGUUAGAGUCUGGAGCACGUGAGUGGGAAAAUCCCAAACUCUUUUACCAUUGAAACUCUUGGAUUGUUUGUGGAGCGCUUUGUUAUUUUCGCACAUUUUCACCACAUUUGUUUUCUCUCCCUUGGUGUUAAACUGAGUAAAUAAUACAGUGUAUUACUAUGAAAAUAAAAUCCUUCAAACUCUCCAUGUCAAAGUAAAAUGAGCACAUAUCUGAAAUGACCCUUUCUCGCCCAUCCAGGACCCAUAAAAUGAUUGAAUAUUAGCAACAAAUGACAGAUAUUAUACUAAUAUUCAAGUUAAAUCCGUAUAUAUAUAUUCUCAUAUGAAUAUAAUGUCUUAGAGGAGGGAAGAUGCAGGUAAUUUUCUCAAUGAACAAAAUUGAUUUUUAUCUUAAUUAAAGACAAAAAAAAAAAAAAAAAUCCCAUGUCAGCAUGAUUUCGUAAUACUUCAUGGUGUUUCAAAUACUAUUUUCUUUUCUUCUCAAGAUCUAUUUAAAUAACCAUCUGUAAAUUUCAGUAUUUGACACCAUAUUUCACUGAAUAUGACUUUUUGGUCAAAAGCGCCUAUAGAUAUCGAAUAGUUAUCUUCAGACAGGUCUUGUGCAAGAUGCAAGCUUCACACGUGUCUAUGACGUCAUUCUAUUAAAGUUACAUUUCUACUAUUAGAGUGACAAAUAGUUUUUUUUAUUAGGAAAAACAUUGGAUGUUGGUCCAUUACUCGCUCCACCAUGACAUCUUUGAAAAUAUUAAACGUGUAUAUUCAGGUUAAUGCACCUCAAUGCUGCUUUUCGUGUAAAUUUAGUCACGUAUGAUCAGAUGGCAGCUAUGCCCUGCAGUACGUUCAUUUUUUUUUUUUCCUUCAUUCUUUUUUACAUUUGAAAAAAAAAAAAAGUCAGUGUUUAUUGAAUGUAAAAAAAUAUAUACAUAAUUGCGAAGGGAAUGGCAAUAGCUACACUUCUGUAAUAAAAUAGUGUUGAAAUACA